Molecule: messenger RNA, 1528 nt
Organism: Sciurus carolinensis (gray squirrel)
Lineage: Eukaryota; Metazoa; Chordata; Mammalia; Rodentia; Sciuridae
Gene: Dcaf13
Product: DDB1 and CUL4 associated factor 13
Exons: 11
Coding region: 103-1440 (445 amino acids)
Biological process (GO): maturation of SSU-rRNA from tricistronic rRNA transcript (SSU-rRNA, 5.8S rRNA, LSU-rRNA)
Cellular component (GO): nucleolus; small-subunit processome
Molecular function (GO): protein binding
Source: RefSeq, a predicted model, not a curated record
GACAGGAAGUAGUCAGCGAGAGGCGGAAGUGGAGUGUGCGGGAGGAAGCGGUGGUUCUCACCGGACUGAGACUGGUGGAGUCCGGGAGGAAGAGCCGCCAAGAUGAAGGUGAAGAUGCUGAGCCGGAAUCCGGACAACUACGUACGCGAAACCAAGUUGGACUUACAGAGAGUUCCAAGAAACUACGAUCCUACCUUACAUCCUUUUGAGGUACCACGAGAAUACGUAAGAGCUUUAAAUGCUACCAAACUGGAACGUGUGUUUGCAAAACCGUUCCUUGCUUCCCUGGAUGGUCACCGAGAUGGAGUCAAUUGCCUGGCAAAGCAUCCAAAGAGCCUAGCUACUGUCCUUUCUGGGGCAUGUGAUGGAGAGGUUAGAAUUUGGAACCUGACUAAACGAAAAUGUAUUCGUACAAUACAAGCACAUGAAGGUUUUGUACGAGGAAUAUGUACACGCUUUUGUGGGACUUCUUUUUUUACUGUUGGUGAUGACAAAACAGUGAAACAAUGGAAAAUGGAUGCACCAGGCUAUGGAGAAGAGGAAGAGCCACUGCAUACAAUCUUAGGAAAGACAGUGUAUACUGGAAUUGAUCAUCACUGGAAAGAUCCUGCUUUUGCCACAUGUGGACAGCAAGUUGACAUUUGGGAUGAACAAAGAACCAAUCCUAUAUGUUCAAUGACCUGGGGAUUUGACAGUAUAAAUAGUGUUAAAUUUAACCCAAUUGAGACAUUUCUUUUGGGAAGUUGUGCUUCUGACAGAAAUAUAGUACUAUAUGAUAUGAGGCAAGCUACUCCUCUGAAAAAGGUUAUCUUAGAUAUGAGAACAAAUACAAUCUGUUGGAACCCUAUGGAAGCUUUUAUUUUUACUGCAGCAAAUGAAGAUUACAACUUAUAUACUUUUGAUAUGCGUGCGCUGGACACACCUUUAAUGGUCCACAUGGAUCAUGUAUCUGCAGUGCUUGAUGUGGAUUACUCCCCUACUGGGAAAGAGUUUGUGUCUGCUAGUUUUGAUAAGUCUAUUAGAAUCUUUCCUGUGGACAGAAGUCGAAGCAGGGAAGUGUAUCACACAAAACGAAUGCAACAUGUUAUAUGUGUAAAGUGGACUUCUGACAGCAAGUACAUUAUGUGUGGGUCUGAUGAAAUGAACAUUCGUCUGUGGAAAGCUAAUGCUUCUGAAAAAUUGGGUGUGCUUACAUCAAGAGAAAAAGCAGCCAAGGAUUAUAACCAGAAAUUGAAGGAGAAAUUUCAGUAUCAUCCUCAUAUAAAACGUAUUGCUCGUCAUCGACAUCUACCAAAAUCUAUCUACAGCCAGAUUCAGGAGCAGCGCAUCAUGAAGGAAGCUCGUAGACGAAAGGAAGUGAAUCGUCGUAAACAUAGCAAGCCUGGGUCUGUGCCAAUUGUGUCAGAGAAAAAGAAACACAUAGUGGCUGUUGUGAAAUAAUAUUUGAUAUUCCUACCAAUCCUGGUGUGUAAUUAUUGUUGCUUUAAACUGGGAACUCUACAAAUAAAAGUACUGGCUCUAGUUUAAU